This is a messenger RNA of Paramuricea clavata, 2184 nucleotides long. Lineage: Eukaryota; Metazoa; Cnidaria; Anthozoa; Malacalcyonacea; Plexauridae. The record is from the annotation of a GenBank genome assembly.
AUGGCUUCGAAAGAAACUCCAAGAAAGGAAUAUUUUAAGUGGAAAAACGUGGAUCAUUGCGGUUUUUGUGGCAGUUCGAAUAAUUCGGACAGAUUUACGAAUGUUUUUAGUGGCGUUGGAAAACGAAAAGAUUUAGUAUCAAAAAUUAAAGUCGCGUUGAACGUGAACGUAUGUUGUGGGGAAGGAAGUUUGCGAAUUUGCAGAAUUUGUGAGAGAAAGUUGAAUAGUUUUAAUGACUUCAUCAGUACAUCAAAGUCGGUACUUGAAAGUGUAAGAGAGAGAGGUUCAUCCAAGCGAUGUCUAAAUUUUUCACCACAAGUUUCGGGAAAGAGGGCGAACAUCUGCGACUCUGAUGAGAACGAUGAAAUUAAUACUAUUUCAGAUAAGGUAUUGCCUUUCUAAACUUUUAUUUUCGCACCAUCUAAAUUACCGUACUCUAUCUAUUAAGCCGGAGGGGGCGGGGGGCUCAUUCUUUCCGAAGUGGGCAUUUUAAAGAGAUAUAUGGUGUAUACCUAGAGUAUGUAUAUUGUAUACCCUAUAUAUAUACCCGGGAUGGAUUUAAAUAGAAAAAUUAAAAGAGAACAAUUUAUAACGGGGUAUUUAACCCAGAUAUUUAUGCAGAAUUUUAAGAUUGACUAAAGAGGGUACUAUUCUUCUUGUAGUUCUUCAGAAUUUUUUUAAGCCAAUGUUAAGUCACUAGAUAAGUGUUAUUUGAUCGGUGUUACAUGUUUAACCAAAUUGUAACAUAUCAUUUCCCUAAAGGAAGAAUUUGGAACCGAACAGGAAGAAUGGAUUAAGCAAAUUGAUCGCGAUUGUUCUGAACUUUGCCGAAAGAAAUCACCAUCUAAGCUUAGAAUGAAGGACUUCUCAAAUAUGAACAAUUUUAGCUGGGAUGAACUAGUUACAGAAAUGUUGGAUCGUUGUCCAGUUUUGUUCAAUGCUUUGUUAGUAGCCAUGGGACGUUCGAAGGAGCAAGUGAAAGAUGUGGGUCCACGUAUUGGUAUGUGCUAUGCAAUUUUGAUGCAGACAAGAAACCAUGAACUGAGUUUGGUACAGCGAAUUAACACAGUUUUGAUGACCAAUGGGGGUGCUAAAAAACAGGUAACAAUAUAUUGGCACAAUACAUCAAUUUAUUAUGGUUUAGCUGAUAAAUUAUUUUAAUAUAUACAGUAUAUGUAAUAUGUAUAUAUACAUGGGCGUACCGAAAGGAAAAGUUUAGGGGGGCAGAAAAAAAUUUGCCCGACUUUUCCGGAUUUUGCCCGACAAGUACCGAAAAAUUUUUUUCCGUAAUUUAUUCUGGCAACCUCCAAAAAAAUCGCCCAAAAAAUUUCGGUCAGUGUACCAUCUUAGGGGUCAAAAAUUUUUUCCGGACAUACCAAAAAUUUCCGGAACCUGACAAAAAUUUUCAAAACAUCACAAAAAUUGACCACAAAAUUUACAGAAUUUGUCCCAUUUAUUUUUAUAAUAAACCAAAAUUGCCCGACUGUUCAGCGAAUAUUGCCCGACUGCCCAACAAACUGGGGGGGGGCUACGCCCAUGUAUAUAUAUGUUUACCAUUUUCUCUUUAUUAAAACCCCAGGGGGCAUAUUUUUUCAGGCCUUUCGAGGGGUCUUAUUCGUGGGGAGCACUGAACAAAAUUCAUGUUUAAAAAUUGUCUUAUAACGUGUUAUCAUAGCGUAUGCCAUGUAAAAUGUAAUAUAUCCCGUAUGAAAUUGGAUAUUAAUUAAUGGACCCAAAAAUAAAAUACAAAUUACUUUGAUUAAUUAAACUGGCUGUUAUGGGGGGGGGCUAUAAAGAGAAUAUGGUAUGUUAUAAAAAUCAUUUUUUCAUUUCCAGCUUUAUGUUCAAUGUCAGAAAAUGGGAUUUUCCCUGUCACACACCAGCAAAAUGAACAUGCUUGACCUCAUUGGUGGGCACUUUUCAGACAAACUGGUUGAAGAAGUUAGAUGCGGGAAGAAAAUUCAAGGCACUGGUGACAACUGGGACAUGAAAAUACAUGCACACGAUAUGCUUUCAACAAAUCAAAACACUGAUUUGCACUACUUUGCUUCUAAUCUUAUUGUUGAGCGUGUACCAUCAGAGAAUCUGUCAAAUGUGUCCCCACAAGUUAAGAUAUCUUCCCUCCAUAACACAGCUUUCCUUCUUGACAGCAACGAGGCCAACAAGUUGAGAGAUGAUAUAAAA